CAGGCGCAUUUGUAUGACGCCAUGAGUUCACAGUUCAACCGUCAGGCUCUCAAAAUGGCGGCUGAUCCAACACGGGAGUGGAGCGAUGAGCAGCUCAAAAGUGACGAUUUACCAAAAAAAGACAUAAUAAAAUUCAUCCAGGACAAUGCUGCCCACUCGUUCCUCAAUGAACACAAGCUGCUGGGAAACAUAAAGAACGUGGCCAAAACGGCGAAGAAAGAUCAGCUGAUUAUUGCUUACAAUCAGCUCUUCGAAAGCAAACGGUUCAAAGGCACAGAAGUGGAGGAGGUGACCCAGCAGGUCAAAGCUGUGAAAAUUGAUGAAAAGCCCAAAGAAGUCAAGGCAGAAGUUGUGGACGAGGGUCCUCCGAGGUACACCAAAUCGGUGCUGAAGAAAGGCGACAAGGAAAACUUCCCUAAGAAGGGCGACACCGUGAGCUGCUGGUACACUGGAACUCUAGAGGACGGGACUGUGUUUGACACAAAUAUUCCCGCAGCCGCAAGAAAGAAGAAACAGACCAAACCCCUGAGCUUCAAAGUGGGCUUAGGGAGGGUCAUCAGAGGAUGGGAUGAGGGACUUUUGACCAUGAGCAAGGGUGAAACGGCACGGCUGGAGAUUGAGCCAGAAUGGGCCUAUGGUAAAAAAGGCCUCCCCGACUCCAAAGUUCCACCCAACGCCAAGCUGAUUUUUGAAGUUGAACUGGUGGCUGUGGAUUAAAUUUGGCACACAUAUGUACUACACUUUGAGCAUAGUGACCAAUUUUAGGACCUCGUUAAGUUAAACCUGGCUCUCGGACUGCACUAUACCCAACUCCCAUUAUGCCUCCUUUGCCUUCAUUUGUUCUCCUUUUCUCAUUAGCAGGCCAAUUUUUUAUUUUCCCCAACGUUAAGUUGUGACCCAAAUUGGAUGGCUUGUCAAUGUACAUAUGACAGAUCGUGGAUGUUGUUCUGUCCUUUUGCAUGUAAAUGAUAAAUAAACUCAUUUGAAUUGGCUCAAAA
Menidia menidia (Atlantic silverside) is the source of this 998-nucleotide messenger RNA. NCBI's taxonomy places the organism in Eukaryota, Metazoa, Chordata, Actinopteri, Atheriniformes, Atherinopsidae. The record is from the annotation of a GenBank genome assembly.